AUGCUCAAUCGGCUUUGGCAGAUAAGGGAGAGACGGAGCCUGGGACGGGGACAGAGAGAGAGAGAGAAAGAGAAGCAGAAAGAAGGUGCGAAGGGCUGGAGCAGGGGGCGGGGUAAGGAGGACGGAGGGAACGUGGAAGAGGAAAAAGAAGUGAAGAACCCAAGUGCUCAAAAGGCCGCGGCCCUGGGCAGCUGUGAGAUAGGAGCUCGCCCCCACCGUCCCCCGCCUGCCAUGUCUGCCCCCCCGGCGCCGUCCGACCGCGUGACAGUGAACAUGGCCACGGAAGAGGUCCAGAUCCAGCUGUGCCCGGACCCACGUCUGGUGAGCACGGCUACGGGCGGCGUGGAAGGCGCCUGCCACAGCUGCCUCCUGCCCUUCAGCGUGGUGGCGGCGCUAAUCGGGGUGGCGGUGACGGCCCUGGCCUACGCCCGGGACGCCCAGGGCUUGGUGCUGGGGGUGCUGGGGCUGUCCCUGCUGGGUGCUGGGGUGCUGGGCCUGGCCGGGAGCUACCUGGCCUACCGCUGCCGGGGCCGCAAGAUCAGGGGCUGGAGACGCGGCAGCUUCACCCUGCUGGUGGGGGACCAGCAGCAGCAGAAGGCGGUGGUGUGAGAGUCAGAUCCCGGCCGGCGCGGGGCUCCAGUCCGAGUUCUGCCUCCAUCCCGACUCUGAUCCAGGCCGGCGCGGGGCUCCAGUCCGGGUUCUGCCUCCAUCCCGACUCUGAUCCAGGCCAGCGCGGGGCUCCAGUCCGGGUUCUGCCUCCAUCCCGACUCUGAUCCAGGCCAGCGCGGGGCUCCAGUCCGGGUUCUGCCUCCAUCCCGACUCUGAUCCAGGCCAGCGCGGGGCUCCAGUCCGGGUUCUGCCUCCAUCCCGACUCUGAUUCAGGCCAGCGCGGGGCUCCAGUCCGGGUUCUGCCUCUAUCCCGACUCCGGGCGCGGGGCUCCAGUCCGGGUUUGGGCUCCAGUCUGGGUUCCGCCUCCAUCCCGAUUCCGAUCCAGGCCGGUGUGGGGCUCCAGUCCGGGUUUGGGCUCCAGUCCGGGUUCCGCCUCCAUCCCGAUUCCGAUCCGAGCUGGCGCGGGCCUCCAGUCUGGGUUCGGGUUCCAGUCUGGGUUCCACCUCCAUCCCGACUCCGGGCGCGGGGCUCCAGUCCGGGUUUGGGCUCCAGUCCAGGUUCCACCUCCAUCCUGAUUCCGAUCCAGGCCGGUGUGGGGCUCCCGUCCGGGUUCCACCUCCAUCCCGACUCCGGGCAAGGGGCUCCAGUCCGGGUUCGGGCUCCAGUCCGGGUUCCGCCUCCAUCCCGACUCCGAUCCAGGCCAGCGCGGGGCUCCAGUCCGGGUUCUGCCUCCAUCCCGACUCUGAUCCAGGCCAGCGCGGGGCUCCAGUCCGGGUUCUGCCUCCAUCCCGACUCUGAUUCAGGCCAGCGCGGGGCUCCAGUCCGGGUUCCGCCUCCAUCCCGACUCUGAUCCAGGCCGGCGCGGGGCUCCAGUCCGGGUUCUGCCUCUAUCCCGACUCCGAUCCGAGCCGGCGCGGGGCUCCAGUCUGGGUUCGGGUUCCAGUCUGGGUUCCACCUCCAUCCCAACUCCGGGCGCGGGGCUCCAGUCCGGGUUCGGGCUCCAGUCCGGGUUCCGUCUCCAUCCCGACUCUGAUCCAGGCCGGCGCGGGGCUCCAGUCCGGGUUCCGCCUCCAUCCCGACUCUGAUCCAGGCCAGCGCGGGGCUCCAGUCCGGGUUCCGCAUCCAUCCCAACUCCGAUCCGGGCCGGUGUGGAGCUCCAGUCCGGGUUCUGCCUCCAUCCUGAGUCCGAUCCGGGCUGGCAUCGGGCUCCAGUCCGGGUUCUGGCUCCAUCCCGAGUCCGAUCCGGGCCGGCGUGGGUAUCCAGGCCGGGUUCUGCCACCAUCCAGAGUCCCUUGGCUGAGCCAUCCUACCUCCUGCUGUAUGGGACCUGCCCUGCGUUGUAUGUCAUUGCCCCUGUACUGCAGGUCACGGGGGAUUCACCUUUAAACCCAACACUCCCACACCCAACUCCCCUGCAUACAGACAUCACAGCCUCCAGCCCUGCCUCAGACUCUGGUUGCAGCCCUCUUGCCGCAUGAAACUACAUGCCAAUGGGCCCAUCUAGCGUGGCAUCCGGCCUCCAGCAGCCACCGGCAUCUGCUGCUGUGGAGGAACGGCAUGAGACACCCCCGCCCCCCAUGCGCGAUUAUGGAAUAAUUCACCUGGAUACUGAGCUCCAGCCCUUGCUGAGAAUCCUGCGGCCAGGAGUUCCACAGGCUGGGCACAAAAAUAUCUCACCCUGAUCCAGUCUCCUCCCUGCUGCUGGUGGGCAGGCGGUGAUUUAAAGGGCCAGCACGGAGCUCAGAAAGCGGACGGGGUCCAGGUAGGGGAGGUUUCUGUCCCUGCUCGGGGGCUGGGUUAGUUAUAAAGGUUUCUGAGGGGGGGGGGUAGCGCUUUGGAGCUGGGUAGAUCAGCCGCUGCGGCCCCCUCUGGGGUGGG
Molecule: messenger RNA, 2488 nt
Organism: Mauremys mutica (yellowpond turtle)
Lineage: Eukaryota; Metazoa; Chordata; Testudines; Geoemydidae
Product: transmembrane protein 100-like
Exons: 3
Coding region: 1-609 (202 amino acids)
Source: RefSeq, a predicted model, not a curated record